UUUCGGCCUGGCCCAACCACGUCCGUUUAUUCCUAGCAAAAGGCGAUUUCAAAGUCAACAACCGUCCACCAGAACCUGCUGUCGAUUAUUCAGACUGGUCGACCGGAAGCUCCGAAUUCCCACUUUGCGCGAUAACUUAGUCACUGAAACUGGGGCCCCGACACUUCCGCAUUACGCAAGCCUUUCUCUCCUCCGACUCAACGUACCGAGAGCUUGCGCGUCGCUCGCGGCACGAUAUCGCAUCGAAUAAUCUGUCCCAUCGAGCCGAAACUGUACGCACUAACCACGAUCUCCCAGAUCGAGCUUGGCCGACCCGACUCGAAGAACGACUAGGGUACAACUACAAGCACAACCUGAGCUUGGUGGACACUAAGCAGGGGAAGCAAGAGCAAAAAAUCUCGACUCAGGUCCGGCUCCCCAGACAGGCCCUCAGGGCGUUUGUUGUUGUUGAUCCUUACUGGAUACCGUACCCCAAUCUCGACCUUUGGUGUACUCGCUACCUGCCCGGUAGAGAGAUUAGCCCGAACCACGAUACCCAGAGGAGUAGAGUGAAACGCUAGAACAACAGAACAUAGAAAGAAACACCUGUCCACCCAGCUACACCGCUAUGCCUCUCGAUACUUCAGCAUAUAGCCUCGCGCUGUUGCGCGUCGACGGCCGCAGGUGGAACGAGCUGCGUCGCAUCCAUGCCCAGAUCCGCACCCAGGCCGCCGCCGAUGGCUCCAGUUACCUCGAGAUGGGCCACACCAAGGUCAUGUGUGUCGUUAACGGACCCAGCGAGCCCGGUCCUCGGAGGGGAGCCACGUCGGGCGGUGGUGGUGGCGGUGGUCAGUCCAAGAACGCCGAGGUUGCUGUAAACAUUGUCAUUGCCGGGUUUAGCUCGGUUGACCGUAAGCGAAGGGGGAGAGGUGAUAAGCACAUCCUCGAACUCCAAUCGACGAUAUCUCAAGCCCUCGCUGCCAGCUUACACACCCACCUCUUCCCGCACUCCACCAUCAACAUCUCCCUGCACGUGCUCUCGCAAGACGGCUCUUUGCUGGCCGCCCUCAUCAAUGCCGCCACGCUCGCCUGCGUCGACGCCGGCAUUCCCAUGACAGACUACGUCGCGGCCUGCACGGCCGGCUCGACGUCUACAUACGCGGCUAACGACGAGGGCGCCGACCCGCUGCUGGACAUGAACCACCAGGAGGAGCAGGAGCUGCCCGGCCUGACGGUGGCCACAUUGGGCGACAGCGACCGCGUGGCGGUGCUGGUCUGCGAGAGCAGAGUGCAGGUGAGUCGCCUGGAGGGCAUGUUGGCCGUGGGCGUGGACGGGUGUAAGCAGGUGAGGGAGAUCUUGGACAGGGUAGUGAGAGAGAAGGGGAUAAAGAUGAUACAGGAGGGCACGGUCGAGAGAGGGGUUGGGUUGAAUGACAUGGAACUGGAUUGAAUGGACACUACUGAAUCAAUGGUUGGGCUCCGGGUCACAGAAUCGGAUAUGGUACGGUAGGUAGCAUUACAAAGGCUUGGAGCAAAAAAGAAUAGGCAACAUGACGAAUUUGACGAAUUUCACGACUAUCAAUGUAAUCAAAAGUACAGCUCUUGGUCAGGUGAGCAACAUGUCGUUUCUGUUAAACGUGCGCCAACUUUUGAAAGCGUUCUCCGAAACUGAAAGGUACCAAAAAACCUUCAACUUUUGACCAGCCAUUCACUGACACAAGUCACAGCAAACUACGCUUUCACCAAUCUCUCACAGCUCAUCGUGACCACUGGCCGUCUUCGACUGGGCCUCAGGCGUCUCCCCCUCCUUUGAAGCAGCCUUCUCAGCCUUACCAGACUCUUUCUUUUCCUUCUUCUUCUCCUCCUCCUCCGUCGAAGAAGCCUCAACAACAAUACCCUCCGGCAGCUUUUUCUUGGUGCCCUCGCUCAACCUAAUCGCAUCAAUCCACGCCUCCACCUUGUCAUGAUCCGAGAAAUCAUCUCCCUCACCAACAGCGUCGUAGCGUCUCCACCAUCCGCGACGGGCGUUGAUGACGAUGAGUUCAAUGUCAGCAUCCUCCUUGAGGCCAAGGGAUUUGAGAAGGGACGCGCCGGCGGGGUUGGUGUCGAGGGGCACCUCGUAAAAGGGGAAGAGCUUGUGUUGGCCGAGGGCAUAUUUGAAUUUUAUUUCGGCGAGGUGGGUGAGGGCCUUUUGGGCUUUUUCGUUGGAAGAGGAUACCAGCGCGAGAAGGCAGGUGCUGGAUUUGGACGUGAGGCAUUCCUUGACGAGCUUUUCGGGGGUGUUGAGGGAGGGGAUGGGGAGGGCGGUGUGGAUUAUUACGGGAAUCUCUUGGGUUGGGGCAGGGGUUUCGGAGGACGUUUCAGAGGAGGUUUCGGAGGAGGCGACCUUCUUGGAGUCUUGCUUUCCGUUUUUUUCACCACCGUUGGCCUUGCCGUUGGCCUUACCAUUAGCCUUGCCAUUAGCCUUGCCAUUAGUCUUGCCAUUAGU
Molecule: messenger RNA, 2467 nt
Organism: Neurospora crassa OR74A
Lineage: Eukaryota; Fungi; Ascomycota; Sordariomycetes; Sordariales; Sordariaceae
Product: exosome complex exonuclease RRP41
Exons: 2
Coding region: 608-1429 (273 amino acids)
Biological process (GO): rRNA catabolic process; nuclear mRNA surveillance; poly(A)-dependent snoRNA 3'-end processing
Cellular component (GO): cytoplasmic exosome (RNase complex); nucleolus; nuclear exosome (RNase complex)
Source: RefSeq, a predicted model, not a curated record